Molecule: messenger RNA, 1065 nt
Organism: Penicillium macrosclerotiorum
Lineage: Eukaryota; Fungi; Ascomycota; Eurotiomycetes; Eurotiales; Aspergillaceae
Exons: 4
Coding region: 1-1065 (354 amino acids)
Biological process (GO): nucleosome assembly
Cellular component (GO): nucleus; chromatin
Molecular function (GO): histone binding; chromatin binding
Source: RefSeq, a predicted model, not a curated record
AUGAUUAUACCCCCUUUUAAAUUGGGCGAGGAGAAUCCAACAAGCGAUUUUACAACGAUCCCUGAUGCGGCCUUGACCAAAAUUAUUCUUCUUAAUGAGGAAAAACGACGUGCUGAUACCGAGAUACUUCGCCAUCAUGUCCUGAAAAUGCGUCCUAUCCACCAGAAGCGCGAGGAGAUUAUCAACUUGCCCGAUGUCAAGAAUGACUUUUGGAAACGUGUUUUCAGUUGUGCCCCUGAUUUCAUUAAUGACUACAUUGGAGAAAAUGAUGCGGAGAUAUUGGGCAGCUGCCUAACGAAUUUCACCGUUGAGAUAUUCGAACUUGAUGAGCAAGGCAACGGCAACCCUCAUAGCUUACGCUUCAUUUUUGACUUUGAUAAGGAGAAAAAUAACUUCUUCGACAACACCCAGUUGGUGAAAGACCUCUACUGGCGGAAACAAUUGCGCCACACAAAUACAGGCAAGCGCCGUAUCGUGACGGGUCUUGUUUCUGAGCCCAAUCUCGUCAAGCUGAUUGCCAAAGUUUAUGGUGACUCCGACUUUGCGACGCAGGCUUGUGAGGAAGUCGACUACGACGACUACGAUGACGAUGAUGAUGAUAAUCGUCAUCCGGAUAUUGGGGGCAGCAUUGAGUCAAAUGAAAGUCCUGCUAGCACGAGCUUUUUCUCUUUCUUUGGCUACCGUGGCGGGUCUUUAUCUAUCGAAGAUAAUGCUAAGGCUAACGAAGAGGAUGAUAAGCGGUAUGCUAGAGUACUCAAGGGCGAAGGAAUUGAUGAAAGUUAUUUUUACGACGCCGAUGACGAGGUGAAUGAAGAAGAACAUUUCAAUGAUAUUGAGAUAUUCUCUAACGGUCAAAAUUUUGCCAUUAUCCUCUCCAGUGGCCUUUAUUCCAAUGCCACGGACCAUUACGUGAGAUCGUUCGAUCUCGUUGAUGAUUCAGGAGGUUCAGACAACUUCGAAUAUCAUGAGCGUGAUGAGUUCGAUUAUAUAAAUGAGGAUCAUGAUGAUGAGUACAAUGAUCGUUAUGACGAGGCCGAAGAUUAUUACCAUUCGUAUUCUGAAUAA